UCCUUUGACGAACAGUCAGCAUAAUACCUGGUGAAUCCAGUAAACCAAACAGCCGUGACUGAAAUAUAGAAGGAAAUACUUCCUGUGAUGGCUUGGAAUAUGUUAUUAACUAUACUAGGGGCCAUUCUGAUGACGCUCCAAGUGGUGGCAGUUAAGGAGAAAGUCUUUCUGAUGCUUGUUGACGGUCUACGGUGGGAUCGUUUAGGCUAUGAUUUCCCGUCUCUAGACCUGAUGGAGGAGAAUGGCGUCCGAGCAGAGUGGACAGAUCCCGUCUUUAUAACAGUGUCGUCACCGAGUAUGGUGUCAAUCGCAACAGGUCUUUACGUGGAGAGCCACGGCGUGGUCCACAACCAGCCUUUCGAUCCAGAGACCGGGGAAAUCGCCCCGGGUUACCUGGAAGGACUGAACAGCACCUGGUGGUUCAACGGCGGGGGCGAGCCUGUCUGGCUGACAGCUAUGGACCAGGGACUUAAAGCGGGUACCUUCAUGUAUCCCGGCGGUCAGGUGCCCAUCAAUGGCCGGCAGCCCACCCGCUGGCAACUGUCGUCCACCCCGGAGAGGAAGCGGUACGCUAACCUGACGGAUAGAGCCGACGCCAUCUUUGACUGGAUGUACGGAGAGGAUGAUUUGGAUAUUGUCCUGUUUCACGUUGAGGUCAUUGACAAUGCACUCCAUGGCUUCGGGUUCACUGGACUUAAUAUAGCCAAGAAGGAAGCAGCGAAGGUCAAUAAGUUGAUCGACUACAUCCUGACAAAGAUAGAGGCCGACGAGAAGGUGAAAGACACCUUGAACUUCAUUUUAACGAGCGACCACGGAAUGGUCGAGACGCCGACAAACAAGCGGAUUUACCUGUACGAUUACAUCAAUCAAACCGACAUUGAUUUCAUCUUCGCGGACGUCGGGCCGGUGUUUCAAAUCAAACCAAAAGAUGGCGCCCUGCAGAAGGUUUAUAACAUUCUCAAGAACGCCCAUCCAGCUAUGUAUGUGUACAAGAAGGAAGACUUUCCGGACAGGUUUCACUAUGGCAACAACCCGAGGAAUCUGCCCAUCAUUGGCUAUGUGGAUCCCACUUGGACACCAAUGAAGGAAAGACGAUUUGUCGUAAAAGCUGCCGAUCAUGGGUACGACAACGAGGACAUGAGGAUGAAAUCAUCGUUCUACGCCCAGGGGCCCGCCUUCAAGAAGGCUUAUCGAGCCAAACACUUCGAAUCGGUGAACAUAUACCCCAUGAUGUGCGAACUCCUGGGCAUCAUGCCAGCUCCAAAUAACGGGUCUAGAGAUAAUUACAUGGACAUGUUGGUAUCAGGAGACUCCCUGACUACGCCCGGGCCAUGUGGUUGCAACAACGGCGCUGCUUCGCUGAGUCGUCGUUUUUCUUCCUCUCGUAUGAUUUUGUGGCUAGUGUUGUUCGUUUUUUCACAAGUAAACUAAUAAUAAAUAUCAUAGCAUUUAGACGAUGACAGCAAUGCAGUGCGCCACCAAGAGUUUACCACGGAGAGUUCAUAUUUCCCAUUGUAUUUUGGGAGAUGGUCGACAAAUUCACAGCGCGGGACAUUUGAAAUUGUUAGUUUUUCCGGUUAGUACAUUCGUACGGUGUAUCUGUUUGCCCUUUUCAAUUCUUUUUAUUAAUAUAAUGUGGUUUUUAGGAAGCAGAACGCUAUGCCCCAAUCUUUAACAAACUAUUUCAAGUAGUCUGCCGACACUCAUUCAAAUGGAUCAUGUUUUGUCGACCGUAAACUUGAAAAAUUGACUCUCCAUGGCAAACUCUUGGUGACGCACUACAUUGUGAAUCGCCAAAUUGGGGAGGUCGGACACUUUUAUUCAGUUUCUAUCUGUUUUAUGGAAUGAUCUUGCAAUAUCAACGGAAAUAUCAAAAAUGGAUACUUCUAUUAUUUAUUGAGACAGGUUAAUCUUGUACAGGAUGUAAAACAUAUUUUAGUUUUAACGAAACAUUCUUGUGAGUACAUAUUAAAUGAUAAUCUACAAAGUCAUCGCAUUUCCUCCUCUUUUUUCUCUAGAGUUUGUUUAUUAGCAAAAUAAGUGUUUAUAACAUUUGAAACAAUAAGCCGAUGUUACUUACGUUUUUCAGCGCUCUAGGAAACUCCUGCUUAAUAGAAGCUGAAAUGUAUACCAGUGCUGGAUAGACUAUAAACCCCGUAAGAUUGCAAAAUAUUUAUUUAAAUGAUUCAUAAUGCUGUAACCUCGACUAUAUACUGGAAAUGACGAUUUUUGAAGCAAGCAAGCUUAAAUUUUAACUUGACCUCGGAAGCUUUGGUACUUCCCGGAAAAUAUGAUCUACGUUUAAAUGAUUUAAUUCGUCCUUUCGUAUUAUAAGGUAUACUCAUAAUAGAUUAAUCUGAUGUACGCCAUUCGAUGGGGAGUCAGGUUAGCGCAAUGGUUCUUUCCGUGCCUUCCACCGCUGUGACCUUGGUUCGAUUCCUGCCUGAUCCACAUGUGGAUUGGGUUUUCAGCCC
Patiria miniata (bat star) is the source of this 2474-nucleotide messenger RNA. RefSeq names its product ectonucleotide pyrophosphatase/phosphodiesterase family member 7-like. Bases 88 to 1431 code for a protein of 447 amino acids. Lineage: Eukaryota; Metazoa; Echinodermata; Asteroidea; Valvatida; Asterinidae. The transcript is spliced from 7 exons. The record is from RefSeq and is a predicted model, not a curated record.